Amborella trichopoda is the source of this 1707-nucleotide messenger RNA. Its product is annotated as putative receptor-like protein kinase At1g11050. Lineage: Eukaryota; Viridiplantae; Streptophyta; Magnoliopsida; Amborellales; Amborellaceae. The record is from RefSeq and is a predicted model, not a curated record. Gene Ontology annotation, biological process: protein phosphorylation. Gene Ontology annotation, molecular function: protein kinase activity; ATP binding.
UUCCCCCUAAAAAUAAGUGUUCAAUGAUUCUCAAGAUCUCUAUCAUUUUUUUAGCUUCAAAGUUUUAGGUGUUGAAAAUCGAUUUUAGAACUGGGUCUAUGAAUAUAUGUCAAGUGGCAGUGUCGAGGACUGGGUCUUCGGCGCAAAGAAGAAGGACGGGAACCAGCUGAGCUGGGCACAGAGGAGGGAGAUCAUAGUGGGUGUUGGCAAGGGGCUAGUGUACCUCCACAAUGCGGUGCAGCCAGCAAUCUUCCACCGAGAUGUGAAGGCCACUAACAUCCUGCUCGAAGCCGACAUGAACGCGAGGGUUGGGCACUUCGGGCUCGCAAAGCAGAACAGAGAGGGGCAGUCUCAUCUGACUACCCACGUGGCCGGAACGCAAGGGUAUUUGGCGCCUGAAUACGCUCUCUAUGGGCAAUUGACAGAGAAGAGCGACGUUUACAGCUUCGGGGUGGUGGUGCUCAAGAUCAUGAGUGGGAGGAGAGCCUUAGACAGAAGCGGAGACAUGGCGUUCGUGGUGAGCGACUGGGAGUGGGGCCUGAUGAAGGCGGGGAAAGUAGGGGAGGUGAUAGAGGAGGGGAUAAGGAAGGAGGGUCCAAUGAGUGUGAUGGAGAGGUUUGUAAUGGUAGGGAUACUGUGUUCUCAUGUGACGGUGGGGUUCAGGUCCACCAUGACUGAGGCUCUGAGGUUGCUGGAAGGGGAUGUAGAGCUGCCCGAGAUACCAGACGGGCAGAUGCCCCUCGGCAUCCAUGACUCCUCCUUCAAUUUCGAGAACACCUUUGCGUGUCUUCGAGCGUGAUCGGGCCUUUGUUGAGGUCCAAAGACAUGCCCAAAUAGGUAAAUGCUAUCUCUCUCUCUGAAAGUCAGAAGCGCAAAAAUUCCAGUGUAAGAAAUAAGAAUUACAGUGUCUAAGAAAGAAAGAAAUAAAGCUUAGUGUUAAUGGCGUAGAGGGCACAGAGUUGUGGUAUUGAAAAAGAUUUAGCCAUGGGAGGAUUGAAGUGAAUUGUGUAGUCCAUUUUGAGAUGUGUAUUGUGGGAAAGCCAUCUUCCACCGGGUUCCUGAAAAUUAGCAGGAGAGUUGCAGAAGUCAAACGAAUAUGGUUUUUAAAAAAGCAUGGACAAAUUUUUCUACCUUUGGGGAGACAACAUUUUUCUUGUAAAAAUUUACGUACGGACCUUAGUGAAAAUUGUCGUUAUUUUGAGGUGAAUUUUAUCGGUAUUUUAUCGGUUGGGUCCUGUAUUGUCAGGUAUAUAUAGAAAGUUCUUUGAAAAGCUAUUAUAGCGCGGUUAUAUUACAUUAGAGCGAUUUACGUACCGACCUUAAUUUUAUCGAUGUAUUAUCGAUUGAGCCCUUUAUAGUCAGGUAUUUAUAGAAAGUUUAUUGAAAAGUUAUUAUAGCAUGGUUAUAUUACAUUCUUUGUCAUUUGUCAUGGAAUAAAUAUGAGGAAAAAUUUUAGAGCGAUCUACAUGCGGACCUUAAAAUUUUAGGUAAAAUAGAAAAUGAUUCACUUAUAUGCGAAAAUUACAAAGAAAGUCGGUCAACCCAUUUUGUUCGGUUUUUUUCUAAAAUUACCCAUAGUCAACCCAAAUUUUUAUUUUUAUUUUUUAUUUUUUUUUAAUUUUUUCGUUAGUAAGGCAAUACCCCAAACUUUAAGAAACUUCCCUAAUGAUGAAAAAAUAAAAAAUAAAAUUUGGGUUGAACGAAGGA